This is a messenger RNA of Coprinopsis cinerea okayama7#130, 1803 nucleotides long. Its product is annotated as glucose dehydrogenase short protein. Lineage: Eukaryota; Fungi; Basidiomycota; Agaricomycetes; Agaricales; Psathyrellaceae. The coding region runs from base 1 to 1803 and encodes 600 amino acids. The transcript has 11 exons. The record is from RefSeq and is a predicted model, not a curated record. Gene Ontology annotation, molecular function: oxidoreductase activity, acting on CH-OH group of donors; flavin adenine dinucleotide binding.
AUGCUACCUCACGCCGUCCUUUUUGCGCUUCUCACUGGGCUCGCUCUGCCGACUAUCGCCGUAAUCCAGGACUCAAUCCACAAAUUCCCGAAAACAGAAUACGACUUCGUGAUUGUUGGAGCUUACCUUGAACCUCCAGGUGGUCUUGGAGGCUGCGUUGUUGCGAAUAGGCUGACCGAAAACCCCAAGUUCAAUGUCCUGGUCAUCGAGGCGGGGGCAAGCCAUGAAGAUGUUUUGGAUUCCCAAGUCCCAAGCUUUUUCCUCAGACUACAGAACACCACCUACGAUUACAAUUACACUAGCACCGCUCAGCCUCACCUCAAUAACCGCGUAAUGCCUUUACUACAUGCGCGAAUACUGGGGGGAUCCACUUCACAUAAUGGAAUGCUUUACACCCGUGGCUCCUCCUCGGACUACGAUAGGUGGGCCUCUGUCACUGGCGACCCUGGCUGGUCAUGGAAGAAGAUCUUUCCCUACAUUCUCAAGACUGAGAAAUGGGUGAAGCCCAACCGUGACAUGGAUAUCGAAGGAAUGUAUAAUCCAAAGGUUCACAGCAGGUCUGGUAUGACUUCUGUGAGCCUUUCUAACUUCCCGGACGCCACCGAUGCGAAGGUCAAAGAAGCAGCGACUGAACUGGGAGGCGACUUCAGUUGGAACGUCGAUUUCAAUAGCGGUGACCCUCUAGGCACAGGGUGGGCCCAGUUCACGAUCGGAAAUGGAGAACGUAGUAGCGCGGCAACGUCCUACUUGGCACCCAGCUACCUCAAGCGCAAAAAUCUUCACGUCUUGGUCAACCAUCGCGUCACCAAGGUGGCCCCAACAGGCCAUGGCAGCCCGAAGCUCCUGUCCUUCCGUACAGUCUUCUUCCAGCAAGAGAUGAACACCUCUGGCCCCGUUCAGGAAAUUACAGCGAAGAAGGAAGUCAUACUUUCAGCAGGGGCGUUCGGGACGCCCAAGAUCCUCCUCCUUUCGGGAAUUGGCGACAGAGAUGAACUGGAACAAGUCGGAAUCGAACCCAAGGUUGACCUCCCUAGCGUUGGGAAAAAUAUGUCAGAACACCCUAUACUCACCGUCGGCUGGAGGUUGGGAAUAAAUGACACCUUCGAUCCCUCUGCCGACCCGAGUUUACCAGCACAGUGGCUCCAGGAAUGGCAGACCUCGCGAACUGGCCCAUUGACUUACGUUGGAAGCAAUGCAGCGGCCUGGACCAGACUUCCCGACGAUUCUCCAAUCUAUAGCCAGCACCCUGAUCCAUCCGCAGGGCGCAAUACACCUCAGUUGGAGGUAUACUUCUCAACUAGGGGCUUGUACCCUCUUCCUGGACGGUUUAUCUUCGCCAAUGCAGUUCUCGUUACACCCAGCCUUGAAUCUCGUGGAUCGCUGAGGCUCGCAUCGACCAAGGCCUAUGACCCUCCGCUUGUCGACCUCGGUAUGAUGAAAUCCGACUUCGACUGGUACAGCCUUCGAGAAAGUGUUCGAGUGAUAAAGAGAUUCUUCUCUGCCCCUGCUUGGGCAAGCUACCAACUGUCGGUGAUGCCACCAUUCGACACGGAUGACGACGAGGAGCUCGACGAGGCCAUCAGGGCAAAUGUGGUCUCCGCACAUCAAGUCUGCACUGCUGCCAUGUCUCCGAAGGGCGCACAAUGGGGUGUGGUGGAUCCCGACCUAAGAGUGAAAAAGGUGAACGGGCUCCGCAUUGUGGAUGCUUCUGUGAUGCCAUAUAUCAUUUCUGCUCACCCACAAGCCGCGGUUUACGCGAUUUCAGAGCGCGCGUCCGACCUAAUCAAGCAAGCGUGGUCGUAA